CCAAACACACCCUCGCAGGACUAUCACUACAACGAAGUCCUCCAGCGGCACUAUAACUAUACUGGCAAACUGGAUCAGGACCGGUACAGAGUUGGACUGAAACCAGAAUCCAUCGCCUGUCUGUUCAUCUGCCUCUUGAUCAUCUUGGAGAACUUGAUCGUCUUCAUGGCCAUCUGGAAGAACAAGAAGCUCCACAUGCCCAUGUACUACCUGCUGGGCAACCUGACGCUGUCGGACCUGCUGGCCGGAUUCACCUACAUGCUGAACAUCAUGCUGUCGGGUCCGAACACGCUGAAGCUGACGCCGCUGCUGUGGUUCCUGAGGGAGGGUGGAGUCUUCAUCACGCUCUCGGCGCCCGUCGUCAGUCUGCUGGCCAUCGCCAUCGAGCGCUACUUCACCAUGCUCAACACCAGGCCCUACCACCGCGCCAAACGCAACCGCAUGUUCAUACUGAUCGCCGCCAGCUGGGCGCUGUCACUGUUGCUAAGCGCUCUGCCCAUUAUGGGCUGGAACUGUCUGCAUCAUCUGGAGUUGUGCUCCACCGUCCUGCCGCUCUACGCCAAGAGCUACAUCUUCUUCUGCGUGUUUGUGUUCCUGGCCGUCCUGCUGGCCAUCGUCCUUCUGUACGGACGCAUCUUUCACUUCGUCAAGUCCAACACGCAGAACCCGAGCUGUGUUCAGCGCAAACCCUACGGCCAUCGCUCGCGGAAGUACAUGGCGCUGCUGAAGACCGUCACCAUCGUGGUGGGAGUGUUCAUCCUGUGCUGGAUGCCGCUGUUCGUGCUCCUGCUGAUAGACUUCGUGUGUCCUGUGAAGACAUGUCCUGUUCUCUUCAAGUUUGAGUACUUCCUGGCCGUGGCCAUGUUUAAUUCCUUCAUUAACCCCAUCAUUUACACGCUGACGAGCAGAGACAUGCGGCGGGCUAUUCUGAAGCUGCUCUGCCACCGCUGCCUGGUGACCAAAGACGGCCGCGUGAGGAACAUCGGCAUCCGCAUCAGCUUCACGAAGACAGACGUGAACCGCCAGGGACUGGAGACGACCAUCUCAUCCGGAAACGGCAUCACCUUACCUGUUAAAUCCAUUUACCCCAAACUCAAGCUCUCCGUCAUCGCGUAAG
This is a messenger RNA of Cyprinus carpio (common carp), 1117 nucleotides long. Its product is annotated as sphingosine 1-phosphate receptor 1-like. The annotation marks the transcript as partial. Gene Ontology annotation, molecular function: sphingosine-1-phosphate receptor activity. The transcript has a single exon. The record is from RefSeq and is a predicted model, not a curated record. Lineage: Eukaryota; Metazoa; Chordata; Actinopteri; Cypriniformes; Cyprinidae. Gene Ontology annotation, cellular component: membrane. Gene Ontology annotation, biological process: G protein-coupled receptor signaling pathway.